Molecule: messenger RNA, 651 nt
Organism: Caenorhabditis angaria
Lineage: Eukaryota; Metazoa; Nematoda; Chromadorea; Rhabditida; Rhabditidae
Source: the annotation of a GenBank genome assembly
AUGUCAUCAUCCUCUUCUUCUAACUACAGCUAUGAUAAUCUGACUUGGGAGCAAUUUGAAGAGUAUCACAAUCCAUUGCGCAACUUCAAUCGUCCCGAUCGAGUAUCUUCAACUGCAUCAAGCGCACAUUCAUCUACACCAUCUCAAAGUCCAACUGAUUUCGAAGUUCCGCAAUUUACCUAUGAUGAACAACAAUUGAGGUGAGUAUUUUUUCAAUUUUUCUUUUUGUAAAUGUAGGAGUUUCUAGAAAAAAAAAUGAAUUUUCAGCAGUGGCGGCGGAAAGGCUCAACGCUGCAAAGUUCCAUCGGCCCAACUCGUUCAAGAGCGCAGAAGUGCAGCCAAUGAACGCGAAAGAAAACGUGUCAACACAAUGAAUGCUGCUUAUGAUCAGGUAAGAAAUUUUCUCCAAAAUUUUUUUUUCAUACUUCAAAAUUGAAUCGUUUUCAGCUUCGUCAAGUUCUUCCCAAUGGAGGCAAUUCUGACAAGAAAUUAUCAAAAUUCGAAACUCUUCAAAUGGCUCAACGAUACAUUGCACACUUGCAGCAGCUUCUUCGUCAAAGCGACUCUCCAUCUCAAUCAAAUUCUUCAUCUGAAUUAAGCUCUCCAUCUGACAUUGAGCUCGACGAAAUUUUCCAACAAUACAAUUGUUAA